AAACUUGUAAGCAGCUUCUGCAGAAAUCAAUAUAAACAUGGUGGAUGUGCCAUAUUUGUUCGUCACGCACAUUGAAUGCUGUGGCUUGCAGAUACGGAUAAGUCCAUCCCACUUCACUAUGUCCAUUAGGAUACGGAACACGCACACCCCAGCGAGGAGAAUGAACUAAUGAAGCGUUAACUACGCGACGCAGUUGAGCAUGGCAGCAUCUCAGAGCGUGUAUUGAGCUCUCAAGGUC
This is a messenger RNA of Acanthoscelides obtectus, 238 nucleotides long. The record is from the annotation of a GenBank genome assembly. Lineage: Eukaryota; Metazoa; Arthropoda; Insecta; Coleoptera; Chrysomelidae.